AUGAGGCCCGCCGCCUUUCUGGAGGUGUACGUGGACCAAUUAGAGGGGCUUGAUCUCAGCGCCCUUUGCGCCGCGAAUCGCGUUAGCGGUGCGUCGCUGUGCGUGCGGCUGACGGUAACUGCGGGCCACAGAUGCUUAGGAGUGGCACAAACGAAACCCGUGAACCCCGGAGGAAGCAGUUGCGUCGUGUUCAACGAGCUUCUUCAGAUCGCAAUAUUCGAGCAGCACGUGGACAUACGUGUUGGAGUAGUUUCCGCAGAGGAGUCGAUCGCUCUCCACCGCACCGACAGUCAGACUAAUGAUCUCACAGGGGCUUUCCUCGCGGCGGCGCAGCUGCCUACGUCAGCCAUGGCGUCAGCAUUGAUCGAUGGGAGUCGCUGCGACGCAGACACCCCUGCGACUUCAAGUGUGCAGGCGACACGUCGAGAAGCUAUGACAGGAAGGUCCAUAGACGAUCAAGCAAGCCGUCGACGAACCGGUGUUCAUGACUAUUGUCAGCAGCACGAGCCACAACAGCACCAGCAGCCACACCAGUCGGAGCAGUCGGGGAAUCAGCCCCGUCAUGGGUUCUCGCUUCUACUCACAACCUCGUCCUCCCAUCCCUUAGCCAUUCUCCGUGUAACCGCGGCCCUGCGCCCCCUCGGCCUUUCUUGGCCAUUUCCCUGCAACCUCCUCGCAAACUCUCCCCACCGAGGAUUCUCCACCGCAGCUGUGAGAACUACUGUCGAUGGUACUUUUGGGGAAAGAGAGAGUACGAUUUGUGAAGCAGGCAAAACCGCCCCUGCAGAGUCUGCGCAACUUUCCGCGUAUCUUUCCGCUCAACCCUCCGUGCACCCGUGCCUGUCAGCCGAAUCCGCCCGACUGACUUUCCGCAAGCGGAAGUGCAAGUCGGGCCCUAUGCUCUUCCACGUCUGCACCACUGCCACCGCCGCUCCCGCCGCCGCAGCGUGCGUCGCUCCUGCGGAUUCUGCAGAAUCUGAUAGGGUGAUGCUGCGUCUCACUAAGUCCGGCCCCCUACCGUCUGGUGCCGUUUACGGCGCAUCUUACGGUGCGGUCAACGGCGACCAUGUAACGGGCUGGCCGUCCUGCAGAAAACAGUCGAAUGAGACGUUUGACGGUGGCGUAAACGGCCAGGUCCACGAAUCCGCCGGCCCUUCCACGUCCACGUCAAUCUCCCCAUCGCUUUUGGCCAGCCCUUUAGCGCUCUGGACGGCGCCGGAUACGGCGCCAGUCGCGGCGUGGGCUCUUUUCGAGCAGCAGAAUUGGCAGAGGGCGCGGCACCCGGCCGCUCUCUCUCUUGACAGCAGCAGAGGAGCGGCAGGGGGAGCGGGUGCUGGAGGGGCAUGUUUGGGCGGAGUGUUUGACAAGGGGGCGCGCAUGGGGUGUUUUGCGGGGUUGGCGGAUCCUCUUUGGCAGCGAGGCUUAUCGCAGGCGAGCGGCGACGACGACGACGAUGACGAAGUGUCGUCCACGUUUCGAGGCGACGGUUCGCUGUCGCACGUACCUGAGCUUGCAAGCCCAGCCGGGGCAGGAGGGGUAGUGUCCAUGGGCGGAGGGCGGGCGCAGGCGUGCGUUUCCCCCACACGGAGCUCCCAGAUUCCGCGCAAGUCAGUAGGCAGAGAAGCGGAGAACGCGGAUAUGGCAGUGGACCUUCUUCUUAACGAGCUGCUAGACGCGCAAAUGCUGGCGGAACGCGCGGAGGAUUGCGGCGGCGCAACGGGGGGCGGAAGCGUGGAUGGCGCAGAGGAGGGCCAAGGGGAGUUUUGCGGUGGAGCGGAAGAGGGGGAAGGGGAAUCCUGCGGGGGGUUCUGCUGCAGGGGGGAAGCACGGAAGGGCAGGUGCGCGCUGAGCGUGUCACGCCUGUCGCUUCCAUGCGACUUUGACACAGAGGGCGAUUGUGUUGGCGACUGUGACGGCGACUGUGACGACGACUGUGACGGCGACUGUGACGACGACUGUGACGGUGACUGCGACGGUGCGUGUGACGACGGCGGCGACGAUUACGACGGGGAGAAACCACACGACUGGGCUGAGGAUGUCACGGAGAUGCAAGAGGAGGUAAUUCGCGAGUAUUGCCAGCACCACCACCAGCGCCAGCAGAAGCAGCGUGAGCAGGAGACGCACAAGCUAGAGGUUCGUGCGAGCCAGCAGCAGCACGUCUGGUACCCCUGGAGCGGUCCGCUUCCGUCCUCGCCGUGUUUCCUCUCUCUUGGUGCGCCAACAGAUCCCUCUGGUCACCUUCAAUCUUCCCACUCUGCCCCUCUAACGCCACUUGGACAACCCGUGCUUCCGGCAAGUCCAGCAACAGAAGCAGCCACGCAAGGCCCAGCAGCGGCAGCAGCAGCAGGAGCAAGAGAUGCAGCACAUCCAGCAGACUAUUCUCCAGCUUCCCGGUGUGCUGCACAGGCAUCUGUCCCUGCAGUUUGCUUCGCUUCCUUGGGUGAAGAGCGUGUGCGGGAAGCGCCGCACGUGUUUCCAGGGCACGUGGUGGUGGCCUCCUGUGCUUGUGGUGGGCAUGCAGUGGAACUCAAUUGA
This is a messenger RNA of Closterium sp. NIES-65, 2535 nucleotides long. NCBI's taxonomy places the organism in Eukaryota, Viridiplantae, Streptophyta, Zygnematophyceae, Desmidiales, Closteriaceae. The record is from the annotation of a GenBank genome assembly.